GGUCCUUCUACUUCCUCCAUGUAAACACUGGCGAUCGCAGGGCAGUGUUCAAUUACACAGCUGGCCAUGGGCGACACACUGUGUGUUAAAUGAUCCAUAUUAAUGUGACGGUGUAACUCGUACGGAGCUUCAGGGCGGCUGCGGCUGGAGCAAAACACCGCCUGUAUGGAAGCUCUACGAGUUUAAAGGCUGUGUGGGAAUGGGUUCCAGUCCUUUCUGGUCCAAAUGGAGAAUAAAGGGAGCGACGAGGUGGAAAAAUUGAGGACAAAGUUCUUGUCAGUGUGGCACAAUGUGAAGUACAGUUGGGCGUUGAAAUCAAAGACCUCAUUCAGUAGAAAUUCCCCAGUGCUUCUCCUCGGGAAAUGUUACCACUUUAAGACUGAAGAUGAUGACAGUCCUACAGAAGCCUGCCAUGAUCCCUCCGAUGAGGACGUCAUGGGGAAUGUGGAAGCUUUCCGCAAGGAUUUCGCAUCCCGAGUGUGGCUCACCUACAGGGAGGAGUUCCCUCCCCUGCCCGGCUCCAGCCUGACCUCCGACUGCGGCUGGGGCUGCAUGCUGAGAGCCGGGCAGAUGAUGCUGGCUCAGGCACUUAUCCUGCAUUUUUUGGGCAGAGACUGGACCUGGUCAGGGGCGCUGGCGCUCCAGCCUUUAGACACAGAGACUUGGACUACCACUGCAGCCAAGCGUCUGGUAGCCUCUCUGGAGGCUUCUCUUCAAGGAUCCCCCGGGCCCUCUGAUCAUGGAUCCCCACCCGCGCACUUCGCCCAGGCUCCAGGAUCUGCAGAGGAGGCAGAUGCACAUUUGAAAGACAUGUACCACCGCACUCUGGUAUCUUGGUUUGGAGACAGCCCCUCAGCUCAAUUAGGCCUCCACAGACUGGUCCGCUUGGGCCUGACCAUGGGGAAGCAGGCAGGGGACUGGUAUGGGCCAGCUGUCGUGGCACACAUCCUCAAGAAAGCUGUCGAGGAAGCGAUGGACCCUGGCUUGGCGGGUAUAACUGCAUAUGUCUCCCAGGACUGCACAGUGUACAGUGCUGAUGUCAUCGAUAGCCACAGGGCACCAAGAUCAGGGCAGGCCUCUCCUGAGAGGUCUGAUGCCCCUCCCUCCCCACAGAUCGACCAACCAGUGUCUGCCUCCACCCUGCCAGACAACCGGGCUGUCAUCAUCCUCGUCCCUGUGCGACUGGGAGGCGAGAAGACAAACCCUGACUAUUUUAACUUUGCAAAGAGCAUACUGAGUCUGGAGUACUGCAUAGGCAUCAUCGGAGGGAAGCCCAAACAGGCCUGCUACUUUGUAGGAUUUCAAGAUGACAGCUUGAUUUACAUGGACCCUCAUUACUGUCAGUCUUUUGUGGAUGUCAGCACCAGCGAUUUCCCUCUCCAGUCGUAUCAUUGCCCCUCACCAAAGAAGAUGCCUUUCAGCAAGAUGGACCCAAGCUGCACUAUAGGUUUCUACUCCAGGAGUGUUCAAGACUAUGAGAGAAUCAGACAAGAGCUGUCCAAGGUGCUGCAGCCGUCGGCGAAGGAGAAAUACCCCGCGUUCACUUUUGUGCAAGGUCACGGCAGAGAUUACGACCUGUCGGCCGGCCUGACCCCAGAGAAGAGAGAAUGGCCCUUUAUCCGUGACCCACAGAGGACGGUCACCACUGCCGGGGACUUUGUGCUGCUUUGACAACGCCGUUUAAAAGACUACUGACAGAGAACUUCUUUUAAUGAAUCCAACUGCUUGACAUCCAAAGCCUCGUGUCUGAGCUUUUUGUGACAUUGAAGGUUAUGGAAUUUUUCUACAGUAAUUAAGUUAAAACAUCCUGGAAACAAGCAAGGAAGCACUUUUUGCCAAAACUGUUACUAACUGGUUGGACAUUGUUUUUGGUGCUCUGCUUAAUUUAACAACUUCAACAUUUUUUUUCUAGUUAAGAGGAACAUCUAUUCAUUUUCCAUAGUUAUUUUAUGGACUUAAGACAAGCUGUUGAUAGCAUCUCCAUCAACAUACCAGAUUGUGGGAGAUUUUAUGUAUUUUUUUUGUACCUUACAUCAUGUUCAAGAAGUCUCAAAGGGCUUUUCUUAUAAUGAUCAAUUAGGUCCAGUUCAGCACUCCAACGUCGACAUGCUUUGAAGGCCAACAGAUAGUAACUAUAGAACAGUCAUAGAGCAGUGUAACUAUGACUAAAAGUGUUCGCCCACUUAAAUAUUUUCAUAAGACUACAGCUAUAGUAUUUACAGUUUUGUAUGUGUUGUAAGCACGGUUAGCAUUGGGCUAAGAGGACUUUUAUAAAAGCCUUAAUUAAUGUGGACGAAGUGCUCUCUCAAGAUUGAGUCAAGUAACUUCUCCAAACUUCUCUGCCAAAAGCAUUUCACCGAACAAGAUGACUUUUCCACCUCAACAGAAGCAUAUGGGACACAUGCUCUGAAGGACACCUUCUUCAUAAUUCUGCCAACAUUUUAUUUACACUAGAACUCAUUUCUGUCUCUGAGCAAUAAUAUAGGAUGUUGUGAUUUAUAUGAUUGUUUGCCCGCCCUGGUGUGUUUUUGAGUGGGAUUAAUCUUGACUGAGUUAUGCAUCACAGUGCAAGUGACCAGUGGUGAGGAGAGUUUGUCAAACGGACAAUGUCAUGUUUAUGUCUAAGCACUAUCCGUUAUAAGUUCUUUAGAUUUGCUUUGUCUGUCUUACACAGAACAAACAGCAUCUGAAUUUAGAACAUAAAAAAUCUUUUUGGGUUCAGGGAAUUACAAUAUUUACAGUAUAGUAUAGGUGAAUUUAAUUGAAAUAGCAAUCUAGCCAUAGAGAAAUUAUAUAUUAGCCCUCCAAAUCUAUAUGCUGUGUGCAAUACUAUGGCCAGCAUUUUUUAAUUAGUAUUUUUUCAUAGAACAUUUCAUAUUGUGUUUAUUACCACAUUUCCUACUUAUGAUUUGACGAGUGACUGAAAUAUAUAUUGUUGUUUUUACGAAAACACUUUUUAACAAACUAGUAGUGGAGAAGUACGCCAGAAUACAUAUUAAGCUAUCAAACUUGAUCAUGCACUUUGACUUAUUACUUCAGAAACACUGAACUAUUCAGAAUCCUUUUCAUGUGCUUUUCUGCUUUAUAACACCUGCAUGUCUGUUUGCAUAAAUGAACUUACAAAAUGUGUCUCUAAAAUGUUUUUGACACUGCCAGGCAAAAAAGUUGAAUAAAGUCAACAUAUUUGACUUUCUUAA
Morone saxatilis (striped sea-bass) is the source of this 3197-nucleotide messenger RNA. RefSeq names its product autophagy related 4C, cysteine peptidase (gene atg4c). The transcript has 11 exons. The coding region runs from base 226 to 1671 and encodes 481 amino acids. Gene Ontology annotation, molecular function: protein-phosphatidylethanolamide deconjugating activity. The record is from RefSeq and is a predicted model, not a curated record. Lineage: Eukaryota; Metazoa; Chordata; Actinopteri; Moronidae.